UUAUAUUGAAACGUGAAUAUUCAUGUUGACUUGCAGGCAAUUACGGCAUAAUAACUUGGUACAGCUGCUGGGGGUGAUCGUGGAAGAGAAGGGCAGCCUUUUUAUUGUCACUGAGUACAUGGCCAAGGGUAGUCUAGUGGACUAUCUGCGCUCCAGAGGACGUAGUGUUAUCGGUGGAGAUCGUUUGAUCAAUUUCUCAAUGGAUGUCUGUAAGGCGAUGGAAUAUCUUGAGGCCAAUAACUUUGUGCACAGAGAUCUGGCAGCCCGUAAUGUUUUAGUGUCAGAAGACAACAUAGCGAAAGUCAGUGACUUCGGCCUCACUAAAGAAGCAUCAUCUACUCAAGAUACAGCCAAACUGCCUGUGAAGUGGACUUCACCUGAGGCCUUAAGAGAGAAGGCGUUUUCCACCAAGUCAGAUGUAUGGAGCUAUGGCAUCUUACUGUGGGAGAUCUAUUCCUUUGGUCGGGUACCUUAUCCAAGAAUUCCUCUGAAGGAAGUUGUCCCGCGUGUAGAGAAGGGUUAUAAGAUGGAUGCCCCAGACGGCUGCCCGGCGGUGGUGUACGACAUCAUGAAGCAGUGCUGGACUCUGGACCCUGUGGUGCGUCCCAGCUUCAGAGAACUGAGACAGAAACUUCAAGAUAUCAUAACCAAUGAGCUGUACCGAUAAAGGACAAAAACUAGAGGAAAAAAAAACACAAGAGGAAGACCUCCACGGGACCAUUCUCAUACAGUCUGACCAAAAUCUACUCUUAACGCAGUGGACUUGAAAAACAUUAGCAGAAAUUUUCUUUUGCAAGUGCACUUUUCUUUUUUCUUUUUUUUUUUUUUCUACUUUGCAUCGCUUUCAUGGCUUGAUUUUCUUAAUUUUAGGGAGGCUGGCCUUCUCUACAACAACUCACCUCUUUUUGAUUUAGAAGAUCUUCAGCCUCCUGAUAUGUCCUCAUGCGCUCCCUUACUGUGGACGUUUGAUUAGCAUAUAGGAUUAUCUGCCA
Puntigrus tetrazona (Sumatra barb) is the source of this 992-nucleotide messenger RNA. Its product is annotated as tyrosine-protein kinase CSK-like. NCBI's taxonomy places the organism in Eukaryota, Metazoa, Chordata, Actinopteri, Cypriniformes, Cyprinidae. Gene Ontology annotation, molecular function: ATP binding; transmembrane receptor protein tyrosine kinase activity. Gene Ontology annotation, cellular component: signaling receptor complex. The coding region runs from base 23 to 667 and encodes 214 amino acids. Gene Ontology annotation, biological process: multicellular organism development; cell surface receptor protein tyrosine kinase signaling pathway; positive regulation of kinase activity. The record is from RefSeq and is a predicted model, not a curated record. The transcript is spliced from 5 exons.